AUGCGACCCAACGGUCCCCGCGACCCGUACGCCGGGCCUGAAUCCGGGCCCGAGCCGCCAUUUCCGAUCAAGCUGUGCGGGCCGGUGAUCAAGGGGUUUGGACGGGGGAGUAAGGAGCUCGGCAUCCCCACCGCCAACAUCCCCACCGAAGGCCUCUCGACCACGCACCCAGACCUACCAAGCGGGAUCUACUACGGAUUCGUCGGCCUAUCAUUGAAGAGCUGUCCGUCCGCCGCCGCCUCCUCCUCCUCCAUCCCCGCUCCACCCCUGAUCUCAAUCCACCGGGCCGUGCUCUCGAUCGGCUACAACCCGUUCUACAAGAACACGGUGCGCUCCGUCGAGAUCCACAUCCUGCACGACUUCCCCCGCGACUUCUACGGCGCCGCCCUCAACCUGCUGAUCCUGGGCUACAUCCGGCCCGAGUACGACUACGUCAGCCUCGACGCCCUGGUGGACGACAUCAAGGUCGACUGCGCCGUCGCGAGCCGCAGUCUCGAGCGCGACGCGUACCGCCGGUACAAAAACGCAGAGUGGGAAAGGUGGUUGACGGAUUUUUCGUGGAUGGAGGACGUGGAUGCCAACGAGGUCGAGAAGAGGGUCUUGAAGAAGGAUUAA
Fonsecaea multimorphosa CBS 102226 is the source of this 615-nucleotide messenger RNA. RefSeq lists its product as uncharacterized. The record is from RefSeq and is a predicted model, not a curated record. Bases 1 to 615 code for a protein of 204 amino acids. Gene Ontology annotation, molecular function: riboflavin kinase activity. Gene Ontology annotation, biological process: riboflavin biosynthetic process; FMN biosynthetic process. The transcript has 2 exons. Lineage: Eukaryota; Fungi; Ascomycota; Eurotiomycetes; Chaetothyriales; Herpotrichiellaceae. Gene Ontology annotation, cellular component: mitochondrion.